This is a messenger RNA of Lasiosphaeria miniovina, 636 nucleotides long. RefSeq lists its product as uncharacterized. The record is from RefSeq and is a predicted model, not a curated record. NCBI's taxonomy places the organism in Eukaryota, Fungi, Ascomycota, Sordariomycetes, Sordariales, Lasiosphaeriaceae. The transcript has a single exon. Bases 400 to 558 code for a protein of 52 amino acids.
GUUUCCUUGAGAGAAAUGGGGGGCCGAGAAGUGCCAACCCCUCUCUAUACUCUCUCGACCCUUCUCACAAGUCUUGUGUCACUGCAAGUCUCGUGUAUGUACGUUACAGGCAAAGCGACAGUUGCCUGUCGACUUCAAGUCAGCAAGACUGCAUGAUUUAAAAUCUGCACUUUGUCAUCAAUGGCCGUCUGUUCUAAUUUGUAUCAGAAACCCAAUUUCCUCUUGCUGCAGGACGGGUCGGGUUGGUAGCAUAAUUGGGGUUGACCCCCGCCUUUUCGUCUGGUUCCGAGUAAAAGGCACAGAGCAGGCACGUAUUUCAUAUGGCUCUCAGAGAGAGCAAUGCGCCUGCCGCGUGCUGUGGUGCUGAUGUCGCGCUCACAACCACCACGGCAGAGUUGAAUGAGACUAGCCCAGCCUAGCAGUGGUCUGUCUGUCUGCGGGUCUCAUGGAAAGUGCAGGCAUGAAGUGUGGCCACACUUGCCUGCAACUAGGUGCCUCCUUCCCCCCUUCCAUUGCCGUGCAUGUUCAGUUGUGCUUUCGCGUUGCGUUGAUCGAUAAGCUAGAGAGGGCCGGGUUGUUGUCGUGCCACCCCUCAUUGGCCCGAGCGAAUUGCUUCUUCGCCCGAAAAAGUCGGAG